CACCACUACCCUUAUAUCCAUCUAUCAAUUGAGGCCGGUGAAAAGAGAGAGAAGCGUUAAAAUAUUGAUCCCCAGCCAAUUCGCCCACUUUUGAUAUGUCACUCCUGACCAAACGCGCCCUGCCGGGCGCCCUGCAUGCGCGACCAGGCUUCUUACGCACACCUCGGAUCCAAUCAGUCGCUAUGCUUUCGACUUCUUCUCUCAAGUCAGCGACGGCGCUGGAGCGACAAGGCCAACCCGGUCAAUCUCUGUCUGCAUCUGGAAAGGUACGGAAGGAGGUGCCUUUGGCGAGCCAGGAGAAGAAAGAGGGUGCGAUGCAAUAUGUCUUGACUACGCUCGAUCAAGUUGCCAAUUGGGCGCGUCAGAGCUCUCUCUGGCCCAUGACCUUUGGCCUUGCAUGCUGCGCCAUUGAAAUGAUGCAUUUGUCUACGCCGAGAUACGAUCAGGAUCGAUUAGGUAUCAUUUUCAGAGCCUCCCCACGACAGUCGGACGUCAUGAUUGUCGCCGGUACCUUGACCAAUAAGAUGGCUCCUGCUCUCCGACAGGUGUACGAUCAGAUGCCUGACCCUCGUUGGGUUGUCAGUAUGGGGAGUUGCGCAAAUGGCGGCGGGUACUAUCAUUACAGCUACUCCGUUGUCCGCGGAUGUGAUAGAAUCGUCCCCGUUGACGUCUAUGUGCCUGGAUGCCCACCUACAUCUGAGGCACUGAUGUAUGGUAUUUUCCAGCUUCAAAAGAAGAUGAGACAUACGAGAAUCACGCGUAUGUGGUACAGGCGUUGAUCUUGUGAGGCGGAGCCCGUGUAUGUGAGAAUAGCAGGCCCCUGGCUGGAAACCAGAAAAGGUAUGUGUCAUGUACUCAUUACUUGUAUGCUGUUCCGGAGGGAGGGGGGAGGAAUGUGUAUCUUAUUGCUCAAUGGCAUUUUUGCGACUUUAGACCAAGUUCUGGGUGCUGUUAAUGCAUCCGUAGGACAUCGAAAAUUUGCAGGCUUUGUUUGAUGGCCAGUUACCUCGCCUGACUGCUUCUGUGAUGCUAUAGCCUAGUUUUCUUUUCACCUUUCCACAAAUAGUUGUCUUUAACCCAGACAGUUUUCCGUUUU
Aspergillus steynii IBT 23096 is the source of this 1096-nucleotide messenger RNA. RefSeq names its product NuoB/complex I 20 kDa subunit family protein. Bases 96 to 779 code for a protein of 227 amino acids. Gene Ontology annotation, molecular function: NADH dehydrogenase (ubiquinone) activity; 4 iron, 4 sulfur cluster binding; quinone binding. The transcript has 4 exons. Gene Ontology annotation, biological process: aerobic respiration; mitochondrial respiratory chain complex I assembly; electron transport coupled proton transport. NCBI's taxonomy places the organism in Eukaryota, Fungi, Ascomycota, Eurotiomycetes, Eurotiales, Aspergillaceae. The record is from RefSeq and is a predicted model, not a curated record.